CUCUCCCAACAUGGCGGCCCUGAGCCGCUGUUCCCGUACGCGAUGCAAUGCCGGAAGUGACGUUACCGGGCUUUUCCGCUUUCUUUCUACAGCAGGAACCGUGGCUACUGGGCAAGCGGGACGCGCCGAAUAGUGACCUUUGCCCCGGCCUCGUCGUGGGGACACAGCGCAUCUCCCCGCAGCCUGCUUCCUCCCACAGAACCUGUUUCCGGUCUCAGAGCCUCCAGUAAGAGAUGUUGCUGCUGCCGCUUCUGCUGCUGCUACCCCUUUGCUGGGCUGUGGAGGUCAAGAGGCCCCGGGGUGUCUCCCUCACCAACCAUCACUUCUACGAUGAGUCCAAGCCUUUCACUUGCCUGGACGGUUCGGCCACCAUCCCCUUUGAUCAGGUCAACGAUGACUACUGUGACUGCAAGGAUGGCUCAGAUGAGCCAGGCACAGCUGCCUGUUCUAAUGGCAGCUUCCACUGCACCAACACUGGCUACAAGCCCCUGUAUGUCCCCUCCAGCAGGGUCAACGAUGGAAUUUGUGACUGCUGCGAUGGGACAGACGAGUACAACAGCGGCAUUGUCUGUGAGAACACCUGCAAAGAGAAGGGCCGUAAGGAGAGGGAGUCUCUGCAGCAGAUGGCAGAGGUUACCCGCGAGGGGUUUCGCCUGAAGAGGAUCCUUAUCGAGGACUGGAAGAAGGCCCGGGAGGAGAAGCAGGGUGACGGAGCUGGCCCCUCCACAGAGCAGCUGGCCGCCUCCAGGGCCCAGAGGGAGCGGGAGCUGGCAGCUGAUGCCUUCCAGGAGCUGGAUGACGACAUGGACGGGGCGGUGUCCGUGGCCGAGCUGCAGACCCACCCGGAACUGGACACAGAUGGGGACGGAGCGGUCUCUGAAGCAGAAGCCCAGGCCCUCCUCGGCGGGGACGCACAGACGGAUGCUGCCUCCUUCCACGACCGCGUCUGGGCCGCCAUAAGGGACAAGUACAGGUCUGAGGCGCUGCCUGAUGACCUGCCCGCGCCCUCUGCCCCCGACGUGACGGAGGCCAAGGAGGAGCAGCCCCCGGUGCCCUCACCGCCCACAGAGGAGGAGGAAGAGGAGGAGGAGGCAGCUGAGGAUGAGGUGGAGGAGGAGGAGGAAGAAGAUGAAUCUGAGGUGCUGGGGGAGCAGCCCAAGGAGGCCCCGCCCCCGCUCGCGCCCCCCCAGCCUGCCAGCCCCUCCGAGGAGGACAAGAUGCCGCCCUACGACGAGCAGACGCAGGCCUUCAUCGAUGCCGCCCAGGAGGCCCGAAACAAGUUCGAGGAGGCCGAGCGGUCCUUGAAGGACAUGGAGGAGUCCAUCAGGAACCUCGAGCAGGAGAUUUCCUUUGACUUUGGCCCCAGCGGGGAGUUCGCCUACCUGUACAGCCAGUGCUACGAGCUCAGCACCAACGAGUACGUCUACCGGCUCUGCCCCUUCAAGCUCGUCUCGCAGAAACCUAAGCUCGGCGGCUCCCCCACCAACCUCGGCACCUGGGGCUCCUGGGCUGGCCCCGACCAUGACAAGUUCAGUGCCAUGAAGUACGAGCAGGGCACGGGCUGCUGGCAGGGCCCCAACCGCUCCACCACCGUGCGCCUCCUGUGCGGGAAGGAGACGAUGGUGAUCAGCACCACGGAGCCCAGUCGCUGCGAGUACCUCAUGGAGCUGAUGACACCAGCCGCCUGCCCAGAGCCACCACCCGAACCGCCCGCCGACGGUGACCACGAUGAGCUCUAGCCGGCCAGGCAUAGAGCUUUCUACUGGGGUCUUUCUCCCACCCCAGAACUUCAAGAAGGCCUGGAGCCAGCCCUCCGCAGUGCCGCCCACCUGCCCCCAUGUCUGUGGAUGGCAGGCCCCAUGUCUCUGGGCCUCCUGCCCCCCACCCAGUGGGGGUAGGACCUGCGUGGGGCUUCCAGUCCUGCUCUGGGGGCCCCGGCAGCCUCCAAAGAUGGGAUGAAGGAGCUCGCCCUCCCUGGGCCCCCACCCUGGUGGCCACAUCCCCUCUCCACCCCUCCCCACUGUGGGGACAAGUGACUUGACCUGUGACCUCAAACCAAUAAAUGUGACC
Messenger RNA from Propithecus coquereli (Coquerel's sifaka), 2070 nucleotides. It is a transcript of the gene PRKCSH, whose product is annotated as protein kinase C substrate 80K-H. Gene Ontology annotation, biological process: liver development; N-glycan processing. Gene Ontology annotation, molecular function: protein binding; calcium ion binding. Gene Ontology annotation, cellular component: glucosidase II complex. The coding region runs from base 234 to 1739 and encodes 501 amino acids. The record is from RefSeq and is a predicted model, not a curated record. Lineage: Eukaryota; Metazoa; Chordata; Mammalia; Primates; Indriidae. The transcript is spliced from 17 exons.